AUGACCACCCGGAAGUCAUCGCGAAAUUCUGUUGCCGGUCCGUCCUCAAGGGCCGGGGACAGACCCCCACCUUCUUCCACACGCCUUCGACCGACGCGAGGUGCAGCACGCGUGGUGUCCGAAGACGAACUUCCGUCGCAAAAGAGAUCGUACAAGGCGAAAGGUAAACCACGGGCGUCUUUACCUGCUGCUCGGUCCAAGGCGAAGCCGUUGCCACCUGUCGACGAUUUCGUUGAUCCGACGUAUCCACGGCCGGAUGAGUGGGAUGAUAGAAAUGUCUUCAUCAGAUACAAGACUUGCCAGCUCAGCGGGAAUACCUGGGGAGUAGGGGACUUUGUUCAUGUCAAAGGGGAGAGUUCCGAGGGUCAGGAGAUACCCCAAGAUUGGACUGCCCGCAUCCUCCAUGUUAGAGCGGAAGGCGGACAACGUGUCUUCUGUGGAGUCGACUGGGUCUUUACCAGCAUGAAGAUGAUGCUCGACCAGAACUGUCGCAAUCCGCCCCAUAAGAAGACCGUACAAUUCCCGACCGAGGUGGUUCUGGGCCAAGGACAGCAACUCGGUUCGAUUAUCUCGAUACAAUGCAUCAACGACUAUGCCAAAGUCGUGCAUUUCGACGAGGCGGAUCCUCUGCAGCCUCCGAUCAUGUAUGAUGGGACUGCGUUCUAUCGCUCCAGGUUCCGUCCAUCGACAGAUGAGGAGAUCGAGAGGGAGGAAGCAGCAGCGGCGAAGAGUACAAGCCAGACGCGCAAGUCGCGGAUGUGGAACGCUCGUUUCCCCAUGCACGAGUUUGAGCACCCUACGACCUGCUUCUGCGCCAGGCGGUAUAUCCCUCUCCCUGCUGGCUCAGAGCCGAUGGUGCUCUGUCCUCGAGAUGGCUGCAAGAAAUGGUUCCAUUUCUCCUGCCUCGAUAAGCGGUCCGCCCAUCGCUUACACGGCGCCACGGCCAUCGCCGACCUCACCUCGUCCGGCCUGGACCUCCUACACACCGAUCGUCUCACCCGCGGCGACUAUAUCGAACAGCACGCCGCAUCAGCGGAAGCAUCCUCCUUGACAUCCCACCUCUCCCGAUUACCGCGCGACGAGCGCGGCAUCCCUAUCUCCCUCCUCCGCGCAGCGGAAUCAUCCAUCACUCGCGGUACCUACGCCAUGGGUAUAGUCGGUAAUGCGCGCGCUGUGCUCGAGGCCAGGGAGGUGUACCAGCGCGUCCGACAGUGUCUGGACGCAGCUGCAAAUCGGCCGGACAUGCGGAAACGGAAGAGGGGGGCAAAGGUGGUUGUGGAGAUAGGCGGUGACCAAUUCUCGGAGCAUGUAGAUGCGGAGACGAAGGCGAAGGUGGCGGCCUGGAUGAAGGUGUUCGGGGCGCGGGGGAGUUACCUGGAUGAGGAGGAUGAAGGGACGAGAGGGAGAAGAGAGGAUUGUUGGGUGUGUCCAGAUUGCCAGGCGGCGAUCUAG
Dioszegia hungarica is the source of this 1452-nucleotide messenger RNA. RefSeq lists its product as uncharacterized. NCBI's taxonomy places the organism in Eukaryota, Fungi, Basidiomycota, Tremellomycetes, Tremellales, Bulleribasidiaceae. Bases 1 to 1452 code for a protein of 483 amino acids. The record is from RefSeq and is a predicted model, not a curated record. The transcript has 9 exons.